Miscanthus lutarioriparius is the source of this 1011-nucleotide messenger RNA. The record is from the annotation of a GenBank genome assembly. NCBI's taxonomy places the organism in Eukaryota, Viridiplantae, Streptophyta, Magnoliopsida, Poales, Poaceae.
AUGGCUAGCGUGUGUUCGUUCGUGGAGGAGGAGUACAUCGACCUGGAUCUCAGCUCGUGCGGGGAGUUCGAGUUCCAGGUGCGCCGGAGUGGAGCGGCGGACGAGCUUCUAUGCCGGGGCAGGCUGCAGCCGCCGCCGCCGGCGGCGGCUGCCCCGCACAAGGCCGCGCCACCGAGGCCUGGCCGCAAGGCGCAGGAGGUUGACGUCGGCGGCGGCGGCGGCGGCUGCGGUGGCGCCGGCAGGAGGAACGCCGCGACAGUGGCGCCGCUGCAGCACUCGCACUCCGCUGGGUGCCGCGACGACGACACGCAGCCGGUGGCGAGGCUACGCACCGAGUGCUCCCGCCGCAGGAAGGCGGCGCGGACGGUGCACGCGAAGCUGCUGGCGUCCCGGGCCUUCUUCCGGUCCCUGUUCGCCAGGACCUCGUGCUCCGACGAGCAAUGCCGCGGGGCCGAUGUCCGGGCCAGCACCAGAGCGGCUGCGGCACCACUCGGCGAGACGAAGAGCACCGCCUGCAAGGCGGCGUUUGGCCAGAUCAAGAACGGCUACGGCUACGGCUACGGCUACCACAGCGGCAGCGUCAAGGCGGCGCCGACCACCCUGCGGAGCAGCAUCGAGCAGGAGAAGCUGAUGGACGAGGAGGAGCUCGCCGCGGCCGCGGCGGCCGCCGCCCGCCAGCGCAAGUCCUUCUCCGGCGUGAUCAAGUGGCGGCACGCGAUGGCAACGGCAGCGGCGGCGGCUCCCGCCGCGGCGCCGGCGAAGCCGCUGUCGUCGUCGUCGGCGAGGAGGAGUUCCGGAGUUGGCGGCGGGCCGGCGCUGAAGCGGAGCAGCAGCGCCCGGUCGGAGUCGGAGGGGCUGAUCCAGGGCGCCAUCGCCUACUGCAAGCGGUCGCAGCAGCAGCUCGGGCUCGCCAGGAAGAGCGUCAGCGACGCCGCCCUCUGCUCCGCCUCCGCGCCUUCCUCCUGGCCUAGCAACCCGGCUCGAUCAGCUGUAGUAGCGUACUGCCACUAG